Molecule: messenger RNA, 1125 nt
Organism: Saccostrea cuccullata (small rock oyster)
Lineage: Eukaryota; Metazoa; Mollusca; Bivalvia; Ostreida; Ostreidae
Product: solute carrier family 15 member 2-like
Exons: 11
Coding region: 1-1125 (374 amino acids)
Biological process (GO): dipeptide import across plasma membrane
Cellular component (GO): plasma membrane
Molecular function (GO): dipeptide transmembrane transporter activity
Source: RefSeq, a predicted model, not a curated record
AUGCAAAAUAAUACUUGUCCCAACAGCGUGUUCUUCAUCUUGGCAAAUGAAUUUUGUGAGAGGUUUUCUUAUUAUGGCAUGGGAGCUGUUUUGAUCCUGUACCUGACUAACUGGCUGGGAUUCAGUGAAGAUGUGGGGACCUCCAUCUUUCAUUCUUUUAUCACGAUGUGUUACUUCAGUCCACUUUUUAGAGCCAUCUUGGCCGACGGAUACCUCGGAAGAUACAAAACUAUACUGAUUCUCUCCCUUGUUUACGCCACUGGUAACCUAAUCAUGGCCUUCACUGCACUACCACCUCCUGAAUGGUAUGGUCCUGCUAUUGGCUUGAUUCUCAUUGGUCUUGGUACAGGUGGUAUUAAGCCAAACGUGUCAUCAUUCGGAGCUGAUCAGUUUAAGGCAGACCAGGAAAAAGAGAGAUACACUUUUUUCUCUGCUUUCUACUUUUCAAUAAACCUGGGAAGUAUGCUGUCCAUUGUUUUGACUCCAAUAUUGAGAGCUGAUGUUAAGUGUUAUGGCAAUGAAUGUUAUCCCUUAGCCUUUGGGAUUCCAGCAGUUUUAAUGAUUUUAUCCACUAUCAUCUUUGUUGCUGGAAGCAGUCUGUACAAGAGAGUGCCACCUUCAGGAAAUCUGAUGAAAAGAGUGUUUAAAUGCAUAUUGUAUGCAUUAUGGGGGAAGAUAAGGAAUUGUGGGGGCCCUAAUAAAAAGGAACACUGGCUGUACUAUGCAGACAGCAAUUUUGAGCCCAAGUUUAUCAGAGAAGUACAAAUAUUACUGAAGGUGCUAUUCAUGUUUAUUCCUGCUCCAUUUUUCUGGGCUCUUUCUAGUCAACAGGGAUCUCGCUGGACGCUUCAAGCUGAAAAACUCAAUGGAGAUUUGGGCGUCUUUGGGACCCUCAAACCUGAUCAAAUGUCAGCACUUAAUCCACUCCUGAUUUUAAUUCUAAUUCCAGUGUUCGAAAAAAUAAUAUAUCCAUAUUGUGAAAAGUUUCACUUUCUUACAAGGUACGAGUAUCUACUAGUAUUUGAUUGUAAGUUGUUUUACAUCCCGCUCAGGAAUUUUCCACUCAUAAUAGGGGCAUCACCAAAUUCAGACCUUUUCUUGGCUAUCAGGACAAUUGAGCAUUGA